GCUAUUCCUAUUUUAGUCGCAGCCUUGGUCGGCACCGUUGUCACGUGAAUUGUUGGUGUUCAACUCUUUCGUGCGGUCUCUGACUCGGGCGCUUCGAACGCUACUUGAGGUGACGACAUUGAACAUGUUAUUGCGUUCGGACGCACGCCGAGCACGGGAAGACCUUUUGGACAUUACUAUCUCCCUGCCCUUCCAAUCUGAGGUAAACACUGGAUUUGGAGUGCUUGCCAAGGUGUACCUGGAUGCCCUGACCCACCUCAAUAAUCAAACGCGAGUACUUGACCCUAAUGCAGAAGGUGUUAGAGAGUCUAAGGCGAUGGCCCUAGAGAUAUGUGAAGACACGUUUCCGGGAGUGAAAACCCCCAAACUGGAAGUGGAACGAGGAUUCCGGUUCUGGGACAUUGUUAGUGACAUUGUUACAUUGUGUUGGGAUAUGGUUAACAUGUGUUGUGGUUCACAGGCGCUGUCUGCCAUGAGGCAACUUCACUCUGAGGGUGCUGUCCUUCGCGAGUUGAUUGACCAGUUUGAAGCAGCGGAGGCGUGGCUUGCACCGAUGCGACCAUGAGAUAGUUUCGAAUAGAAAAUAGCCUAUUGUGACAGCGCGAUUUGUUCGGAAGUGAGGAAGCGAUCAAUUGCAAUGGCCGUUAGAAAGGGUACAAGGAGCGACGGAGGAGACGAUGGGAAAGGAAUGGAACAUGGAGAGGGAGGCAUGGGAAGUAGAAUGGCUUAAAAAGGAAAUUGAGAUACUGGUGAGAUGGUGAAAUGAUACCAGAUCUCAGAUAUUCAAUGAUACCUAAUCGGGAAUGACGCCAAGAACAGGAUGACCUAAAAUAGAAACAGGCCAUCUCGCUGUUUAUCGCCCGAUC
Molecule: messenger RNA, 866 nt
Organism: Suillus bovinus
Lineage: Eukaryota; Fungi; Basidiomycota; Agaricomycetes; Boletales; Suillaceae
Exons: 2
Coding region: 125-565 (146 amino acids)
Source: RefSeq, a predicted model, not a curated record